AUCGAAGCGGACGCGUUUGCGUAGGGUUCAAGUUGCGACGUUUGUUGAGUUAUUGACGAUCGGUGAUCGGGAGGAAGAGGUCGCAUUCCAAGGAGGGAGGAGAAUUGGAGAGCACGUCGAUCGAUAGAUCGAUCGAUCGAGGGACCGCUCGUGUGGAAGAUAGCAGAUUCGCGAGGCUCGAAGCGGGCAAGAUGAUCGAGGUGGUGCUGAACGACAGGCUGGGCAAGAAGGUGCGCGUGAAGUGCAACGAGGAUGAUACCAUCGGGGAUUUGAAAAAGCUCGUUGCAGCGCAGACCGGGACCCGCGCUGAGAAGAUUCGGAUUCAAAAGUGGUACAUCAUCUACAAGGAUCACAUUACGCUUGCCGAUUAUGAAAUUCAUGACGGCAUGGGGUUGGAGCUCUACUACAACUGAGAAGGCCUCCGAUGGCUUCUGGUCUUGACUAUUCAAGAUGGAAAUUACACAACAAACGUUGCUACAACAAAUGAAUCUACUGCCUUGAGAUCUGUCAGGUGAUUUUGCUUGUCAGGCUUCGCGGAGGGCAGUUGUUUUUGGUUCGCCAAUCGGUUCGAACUGGACUACACAACGCUUUUAGGAGCUUUUUUCUCUCUGAAGAAAGACAGUGUUAACGACAAGUUUGAUAUUUUGUACAUAAAUAUGCCCCAGGCAACAUAACGGUAAUAAAAAAAUCUUUUCUCGC
Molecule: messenger RNA, 699 nt
Organism: Marchantia polymorpha subsp. ruderalis
Lineage: Eukaryota; Viridiplantae; Streptophyta; Marchantiopsida; Marchantiales; Marchantiaceae
Source: the annotation of a GenBank genome assembly